Molecule: messenger RNA, 903 nt
Organism: Punica granatum (pomegranate)
Lineage: Eukaryota; Viridiplantae; Streptophyta; Magnoliopsida; Myrtales; Lythraceae
Source: RefSeq, a predicted model, not a curated record
AUGGCUCCAAAGGGUGAGCAUGUACUGGAAUGGAGUGAGGAGAUGGAGUUGGCAUUCAUACAUAUCAUGCUUGAAGUCUUCAAAGUGACCCAAACGACUUCCUGGAAGAGAUCUCAUUGGGAAGAGAUGACUAAGGAAAUAGAGAAGCAAUUUCCUGAAGCGCAACUUUGUUGGACGAAGGUAAGGGACAAGUGUGCUAGAUUGAAAGGGACAUACAGGCAGUUCACUGAGCUAAGGAACCACACUGGAGUGGGAUGGGAUGCAGACACGAACACCAUCAAGGCCAGUCCCGAUGUCUGGGAUAUGUUUAGCAAGAAGAACAGGGCAUUCAAGGCAUUCCGGACCAAAGGUUGCAAGCACUACAGCCUAUUGAAUGAGCUUUUCAGUUCUUCAACUGCUACCGGUGCUCUUCGCAUCUCCUCCACCAAUCCACCGACAACUUCAUCUGAGGAACGACGGAUGCAUGCGGCAUUCAUAUCAGCGUCGAGGGGAAAGCAGAAACAGGCUGUCAACAUCGUGGAGUGCUCCGACGAGAGUGACGACCCUGUCAAUGUUGAAGAUCCAAUAAUAUCAGAGUCCCGACGUCGAGUGUCUAAAAGAGCUUCAUCGGAAAAGUCCAUAAUGCAUGAGUGCAUGGAAUUGUUUAGGGAUAGCUUCAACAAGAAUGGUCUCGAAACCCCAUCGGCAUCAAAGCGAAGCAAGUCCGUAUCAAGCCCUGAUAAGCCAGAGAAGGAUAGCGUCAACGAAGCCAUGUUAGAGUUGAAAAAAUUGAAGGAGAAGGUCCCGCGUCGCUUUUAUUUGAAAGCCGCCAUGGCGCUGGCAGAUAAGGAAAUAAGGAAGGUUUUCAUGUUCUUAGACGAGGACGAGCGAAUUGAAUGGCUGCAGAACCUUGCUGACUCCUGA